Molecule: messenger RNA, 297 nt
Organism: Trichomonas vaginalis G3
Lineage: Eukaryota; Parabasalia; Trichomonadida; Trichomonadidae
Product: histone serine kinase protein
Exons: 1
Coding region: 1-297 (98 amino acids)
Biological process (GO): peptidyl-serine phosphorylation; autophagy
Cellular component (GO): cytoplasm
Molecular function (GO): ATP binding; protein serine/threonine kinase activity
Source: RefSeq, a predicted model, not a curated record
AUGAAUGGAUCUACUGUUACUUAUCCAAAGACAAUUAAAACAUAUGAAAUGCAAGAAGAGCUCGGUCAUGGUGCUUUCAGUACUGUUUGCAAGGUAAUAAACAAAACAAACGGUCAACAGUACGCUUGUAAAAUUUUUCCAAAAACAAAUCUAGCGGACAAAGGUGACACAGAUCGUUUCCAGAGAGAAAUUAAUGCAAUGGCUUUCCUUCGACAUGAAAACCUUGUUGCAUUAUAUGACUUUUUCUGGGAUGACGUAAACUUUUAUAUGAUUAUUGACUACUGCCCUGGUGGAUAA